Hypomesus transpacificus is the source of this 1156-nucleotide messenger RNA. It is a transcript of the gene pno1, whose product is annotated as partner of NOB1 homolog. Gene Ontology annotation, molecular function: RNA binding. Gene Ontology annotation, cellular component: nucleolus. The record is from RefSeq and is a predicted model, not a curated record. NCBI's taxonomy places the organism in Eukaryota, Metazoa, Chordata, Actinopteri, Osmeriformes, Osmeridae. The transcript is spliced from 7 exons. The coding region runs from base 111 to 860 and encodes 249 amino acids.
GUUGAACCACUAUAAGGUCUUUCACACCAACACGGGAACAACCGCAUGUCAAGGUUUGGGUACUCGUCCCGAAUUUCACGAAAUUUUUCUCAUCAGAGAUCAAAUUCGUAAUGGACACUGGCAAUAACUCAACUCCAGCUAUUACUGCCACAAUGGACAGUGAGAGCACAGCAGACGAUUUCAUAAAAGUAAAAUCAAAAAAGACUCAAAAGCGAAAACGCGAGCAGGAUGUAGUAGACAUGGAUCCAGAGGACUCCGUGGCAUGCAAGCGACCCCAGUUUCCCCCAAUUUCAGGCGACAAACUUACGGGUGGCAUAGAUGAGAUGCGAAAAGUAGCUGUCCCAGCCCACAGGUAUACGCCCCUGAAAGAGAACUGGUUGAAGAUUUUCACUCCCAUUGUGGAGAACCUCCAACUUCAAGUCAGAUUUAACCUCAAAACCAGAAAUGUUGAAAUAAAAACAUGUAAAGAGACACAGGACAUCGGGUCCCUUACAAGAGCUGCAGAUUUUGUUAAGGCUUUUGUUCUAGGAUUCCAAGUUGAGGAUGCCCUAGCCCUCAUCAGAUUAGAUGAACUUUUUCUUGAAACCUUUGAGGUCACUGAUGUAAAACCACUGAAGGGAGACCAUUUGUCUAGAGCUAUUGGAAGGAUAGCAGGGAAAGGAGGAAAAACGAAAUUCACAAUUGAAAAUGUCACCAAGACACGAAUUGUGCUUGCAGACACGAAAAUACACAUAUUAGGAUCUUUCCAGAAUAUCAAGAUGGCACGGACAGCAAUAUGCAACCUCAUCUUAGGUAGUCCACCUUCGAAGGUCUAUGGAAAUAUCAGGGCAGUGGCCAGCCGAACCGCUGAGAGAUUUUGAAGACCAAUGUGCAGCAUGGAUUUAUUUUGUCCCUCAGUGGUUGUGGUGGAACUUUUAGGUAUGAUCCUGCUGUGGUGUCUUUAUAUAUGCCAGCCAUAGCUGAGGAUGGCCUUCUCUGCCUCCAGAUGUUUGGUCUGGUCAUUCUCCUAGCUUUGGGGAUGUUCUACAAAUUGCUCCCUUUUACCUUUUCAUGCUCUGCUGUUGGUCCAAGGAGGAAGUAAAUAGACUUACAGGAUCUAUAGCAGUCUAAUGGUGUAAAGGCUGUUCACAAUAAAGUGCAAUUAACAAUGUAAAAA